GCUGGUUUCACGAGAGGACGAGAAGAGGGAGAUGGAGAGAAAUGAGGUCUGAAAAGGACCAGGCGCCCAUGGGCAAGGAGAAGGGAGUGGUGGAGAUCCAGUUCAGGGACAUCCCCAGAGAGCAGGAGAACACUCCGGGGAGCCUCAAGCAGAAGGAGGAGAAGAAGGAGGUGUUCACGAAGGUGGUGAUUCGACGGCUCCCUCCGAACCUGUCAAAGGAUCAGCUGGAGGAGCAGCUCAGUCCGCUGCCAUCGUACGACUACUUUGAGUUCUUCCCAGCAGAUCAGAGCCUCUAUCCUCACCUGUUCUGCAGAGCAUACAUUAACUUUAAAAACCCUGAAGACAUCCUGCUGUUCAGGGACCGGUUUGAUGGCUACGUCUUCAUCGACAACAAAGGCCAGGAGUAUCCUGCUGUGGUCGAGUUUGCUCCCUUCCAGAAGAUUUCCAAGAAGAAGCUAAAAAAGAAAGAUGCUAAGGCUGGAAGCAUUGAGGAAGAUCCAGAAUAUAAACGGUUUUUGGAGAAUUACUCCUGCGAUGAGGAGAAGUCGAUGGCCAACCCAGAGACUCUGCUGGGGGAGAUCGAGGCCAAAACCAGAGAGCUCAUAGCAAAAAGAACAACACCGCUGCUGGAGUACAUCAAAAACAAGAAAAUAGAGAAACAGAGGAUAAGAGAAGAGAAAAGAGAGGAGAGGAGGAGGAGGGAACUAGAAAAGAAACGGCAGAGAGAGGAAGAAAAGAGAAAGCGGAGAGAAGAGGAGCGACGCAAGAGAAAAGAGGCCGAGAAGCAAAAGAAAUUAUCCGAUAAAGACAUUAAGAUCAAGCUCCUGAAGAAGAGUGACAGGGAUGAGGACGUGGACUCAGACCGAAUGAAGGACAAAAGUGACGCUGGAGAGACGGAGAGAGGGAAAUGGGAGAAGGGAGGACAAAUGAAGUCAAAGGACUCAAAGGAAAAAGGGCAGGCUGAGAGCGACAAGGAGCAGCGGGAGCAGCAUGGCCGCAGACAGAGAGACAAGGAGCACCGGGGGAAGGAUGAGGACAGGAAGCGCCAGCGGCACCACUACGAGUUCGACAAGUUCAUGCGGCGGAAAGAGGAGACUAAAUGGGGGAAGGGUUACUGCCAGGACCGGGCCAAGAAGGAGGGGCACCACCACUACUCCUACUGCCCCGAGGGCGGGGACAAGCUGGGCAAGGAGGAGCGAGAGGAGCUGGGCAGCAGGAAGGAGCGCCUCCGAAACAAGGUGAGCGAGAAGGACCGCCCGGCCAUGCAGCUCUACCAGCCGGGCGCGCGCAACCGGAAGCGCAUGAGCUCGGCGGGCAAAGGCUACGACUGCGUGCCCGUGGGCCACUCGCCCGAGCCCCGGGCCGAGCACUGCUACGACGUGGUCGCCAUGGCAACGGGGCUGGACAAGGCGUUCGAAAAAGGCAAAGAUGAGCAGUGAGGUGCAGAUGAAUUAUUCAGCAUGUCAGAGGAAUUCGGCGGUGACGGGUCGGAACGGUUAUCGCUGGGCUUUCGAGAUGAAAUACGCCCCGCAGAGGAAGAAGGAUGCUUCAGAAGCAAACAGUCGUUUCAUCUGUACGUCGGUGUAAUAGAGUUCAGAGCUUUCGGUCCUGCUCAGUUUUUGUUUUGCGGGAGCAUGAAGGUCUGAAAUAUUGUGAGCUAACUGUAUUAUUUACCAGACUUAGAGCACAACAAUCCAACUGGGUGUUUUUCUAGUCUUCUGUUGUAUUUCAUGCACUUUAUCUGUUCCGAUCACUGAAGUUUUGAUGUUUUAAUGAAAUUACUACCUGAGCUUUUCACUCUCAUCAACUCCAGUGUUGCUCAUCCAUUCAGCUCGUAGUUUAUCUAAGAGGCAGCUCAAUAGUGACCGUUUGAAACCAAGACCUCUUCCUCUUUGUAAACCUUUAUAGCGUUUGCUGAACCUGGGUGUUUUUAUUGAUCCUACAUAUUUUAAUAAAUCUGGAAAAUAAGCAAGCAGCACUUCUAGACGAUGGAUGUAGAAAAUGUAAGAAUGGGAAGUGUAUGUGUGUUAAGAAGACCUACUGAGACCAUUUGUUUUGUGUGAACUGUUUCAUCUUUGUUUUGCAGAGUGAUGUGUCUUACUACAGUUUAUCUUAUUUUAAGGUUUCAUACAGAAGAAAUACAUUUUUUGUGAGUGAAGCUUUACAUAGUCACUCAUGAGCCGGGAAGAACACACUCUCUACAUUUCUAUAAAGCAUUAUGUGAAGCUGCAAAUAUGACAUCAGUUUGGAUUAUUGGUGACUUUUCUAUGCUGUUUGCGUGGUUUUCUAUAACUGCAGUGAGGAAGGAUACAAUGGACAAGCUGCAAAUAUUCAUAAAAUAAUAUAAGGAGCCUUGUAUGACUUUUUGCACAUGACCCGACUUGUGUGUAGUACCUCUUGUAUCAUUGUUUUCCCAAAGUCGUGAGAAAAUAAAGCUCUUCUUCUGUGAUAAGGGA
Salarias fasciatus (jewelled blenny) is the source of this 2456-nucleotide messenger RNA. RefSeq names its product UPF3A regulator of nonsense mediated mRNA decay (gene upf3a). NCBI's taxonomy places the organism in Eukaryota, Metazoa, Chordata, Actinopteri, Blenniiformes, Blenniidae. Gene Ontology annotation, cellular component: nucleolus; cytoplasm. Bases 42 to 1439 code for a protein of 465 amino acids. Gene Ontology annotation, molecular function: telomeric repeat DNA binding. The transcript has 10 exons. The record is from RefSeq and is a predicted model, not a curated record. Gene Ontology annotation, biological process: nuclear-transcribed mRNA catabolic process, nonsense-mediated decay; positive regulation of translation.